Molecule: messenger RNA, 1461 nt
Organism: Lacerta agilis (Sand lizard)
Lineage: Eukaryota; Metazoa; Chordata; Lepidosauria; Squamata; Lacertidae
Gene: STRA8
Product: stimulated by retinoic acid 8
Exons: 9
Coding region: 167-1252 (361 amino acids)
Biological process (GO): cellular response to retinoic acid; meiotic cell cycle
Molecular function (GO): protein dimerization activity
Source: RefSeq, a predicted model, not a curated record
ACACGAGGCAGCCAUUAGGGGGACGCUGGACUAGCUGCUAAGGAACCCAAAGGCCAUCUAAACCAACCCGCCCACAACACCAGGCCCAUCUAGCCAGCGGCAGCAAGUGUCAACGCAGCACUGGCAAGGGCGCUCAAAAUCCCAGGCGCGGAGCAUUUCACACGUAAUGCAAUGCUGCUCCUUGCAGCUUUUGAUGGAGACAUCUGGAAACUGUAGCACCCCAUAUGCUAGAGUGACUUCUAAGUAUCGUACACAUCUGCAGGAUCCAAAGUCGCAAGGGGGCAAAAGACGGUUGUCUCAGGCACGCAACAGAGCUACCUUGGCAGGACUUUUCAACAACCUACGGGAAACAGUAUAUUCUCAGCAAGAUAACACCACAUCAAAGUGUCAGGUUUUAUGCAAGGCUAAGAAUUAUAUCCAGGAGCUGGAGAAAACCUUGGAAAACUUGCUGAAGAUGAAAGAGGUUUUAAAUCUGGAGGAUGGCCAUCCAUCGAGCUUGGAGGAAGUAAAGGAAGAAUAUGUCAAAAUGUACUUCAACAAUCACAGUACUGCUGCAUCCCCUCCUUCAAAUUCUGCGAGUCAGAGUGGCGCUACCGUCUGGUACGUGAUUCAGGAACACGAAAAGACCUCCGUAGGGGAGGAUGUGACUCUGAGGCUGACGCAGUCGCCGGCUGCCUCUUCUCCUGACCUCAUGGAGUUUGAGCGAUACUUACAUUUUUACAAACAGACAGUAGACCUGCUGGUAGAUAAUGGGGUCGUGAGCCCCAAAGACGUUACUCUUCCUGUGGUGUCCACAGCCGUUUCCCACCUGUGGCAGGGCCUCCCUGAAGAGAGGAGGGACAGUGUCCUGCAGUACUGUAGUGAGAGACAGAAUUUCAUCACUGAGGUCAAGAUGGCUUCCCAAGAGCUUCCCUGUACUGACGGCAGUGUGAGGGACAGCGGCGCUAGUCAGGAAGCCAGCGGUUCGCUAGUAUCCACACCAGAAGAGAUCCUCUUUGAAGAUGCAUUCGAUGUGGCAACUAGCUUCCUGGAUAGAAAUGAAACCCAAGAAAUGUCCAGCCAAAGCUCAGCAUUCACAGGCUGUACUUCAGAAAGCCAAGAGGAUUACCAUCACCUCUACCUGCAGAUCAUCAGCUUCUUGAAGAGCCUGUUUUUUGCUAACACACAACCAUCCCAGGAAGAGGUUCUCCAGCUAGAUUAUGAGACUGUGAUGCUGAGAUGCACAGAGACAUUUGAUGAUGAAGACUUGUAAAUUAAGAUGGUUCUAUUAAACGUGUGGGAGGGGUCCUAAUUGUUACUUAAUGACACCCCUCCGCCUGUGCGAGGAGAUGCUGCUUCAAUUUCUUGGUGUUCAUCAUGUUUAAACGAGUUCUGUUUGUUUAUACUACAUAAUUCUUCGUCUGUUAAAUUAUUUGUACUUUUUACAUGUAUUGCAGUUUGAUAUUUAUAAAGUUAAAAUUU